AUGGCGACGCUCUCAGCGACCGAAGCAAAGGGCAAGCGCACAGCCAUUAAGGCUAUGGCCACGCGUAUUAGGCAUUUUAUAGAACAGGCGGAUACCGCGCAAUUGUCGCGUUUCGAUUUAUCCGAAAGAAAGAAAAGGUUAUCUGAGCUAUGGGAGCAAUACGUUGAGGUCCAAUCGCGAAUUGAAGCGCUGGAUCUCGCCAAACCCGGCGACCGAACCGAGGACGUUUUAACUAAGCUACACGCGGACGAACGUGCUAGUUUCGAGACACCAUACUUCAAUCUCAUGUCACGCCUUGAAUCGGUUUCGCUUGAAAUCGAACGUCGCGAAGCACAGACGAUCGCUAGGCCUCAGAACUCCUCUACACAGUCUCGUAACAAUCCCGUGUCGACUCAGCUUCGCCUACCUAAAAUCGAAUUGCCAUCCUUUUCAGGAGAAUACGAGGAUUGGUACUCCUUUUAUGACACAUUCGAGAAGCUUAUUAAUGCGAACCCUGAUUUGCCAGCAAUCCAGAAAUUCCAUUACCUAAAAUCCGCGGUGCACGGUCCGGCCGCAGAGCUCUUAAAGUCAUUCGAAAUCACGACGGAACACUACAGUGAAGCAUGGGGGCUACUUGUAGAACGGUACGACAACCGUCGUCAUAUUGUUUACAGUCACAUAAAAUCGUUAUUCGAAUUGCCAGUCAUGUCAAAGGAAAAUCAUACGCAAAUGCGCGCAUUGCUCGACGGAAUUGGUAAGCAUUUGCGCGCCCUUAAGGCAAUGGACAGACCGGUUGAUACAUGGGACGAUCUUAUUAUUCACUUAAUCCAAUCUAAAUUAGACAUUGUAACAAAAAGGGAAUGGGAAACGAGUCGUUCGGGCUCUACAAUUCCUACUCUUAAGGAACUUAAAGAAUUUCUCUUGCAGAGAUGUUUAGCGUUGGAAUCGAUCACAAGCAAAUCCGAUAACACAUCUCAAAGGUCAAAACGAGCGGUGACGAACGCGGUCACUGCGAAUCUAUGUUGUGAACACUGCAAGGGAGAACAUCUUUUGUAUCAUUGUGAAUCGUUCAAAAAAUUACCCGUAGAAAAACGCUUUAAAAUCGUGAAGGGUUCGCACUUAUGUAUCAAUUGUUUAAGGUCUCGCAAGCAUCAGGCAAAGAAUUGUCCGUCGUCAUCCUGUCGCAAAUGCCAAGGGGCACACAAUACGCUAUUGCACUAUGAGUCGAAUGCCGAGCAGAAGACCACUUCUCAAGGGGCGUCCACCGAAGUAAAGGAGCCUCCCUCCUCGCCGGUGGUCACGCAAUGUUUGCAACAAAAUCCGUCCAAGGUACUGCUGUCUACGGCAGUGAUUCACGUACGUGAUUCAAAGGGUAAAUCUCACGCAUGUCGAGCGUUAUUGGAUAGUGGCUCGCAGUUAAAUUUCGUAACCGAAGAUUUCGCAAAUAAAUUACACUUGAACAAGCAUUCCAUAAAUAUGCCGAUUUCGGGCAUUGCAGAAGGUAGCUUCGAAGCGAGAAACUCAGUUGACAUACACGUACAGUCUCGAUUUAACACGUUUCAAGCACGAUUGAAUUGUAUUGUUUUACCAAGAAUAACGCAAAAAUUACCACGCGAAUUCAUUCAUCGUUCUCACGUAAAAAUCCCGUCCAAUAUCCGAUUAGCGGAUCCGAACUUUAAUGUUCCUAGUGACAUAGAUUUAUUGAUAGGGGCGGAGGUGUUUUGGCAACUCCUUUGUAUAGGUCAAGUUAAGGGGAGUGGGAGUCACCCCACUCUCCAGAAAACAAAACUUGGUUGGGUCCUUUCAGGCCACAUCACUGGCUCACAGAGAAGGGACAAAGGCGUCUCAUGUUAUUUGACCACAAUGGAGGAACUCGAUCGGAAUAUCUCCCGAUUCUGGCGAUUAGAGAAUGACAUUCUCGGCAACGCCAACGCGUUUUCGUCUGAAGAGGUCGCAUGCGAAACGCUCUUCCAACAGAGCACCUCGCGCAAUGAGGAAGGUCGGUUCAUCGUCAAACUUCCUGUGAAGGAGGACGUGCUCUCGCAAUUAGGUGAGUCCAAGCAAAUUGCUGAACGUCGAUUUUUCGCCUUGGAAAAACGGUUAUCGAAACAGCCCGAGGUUUACAAGGAAUAUCGCGAUUUCAUGCGCGAGUAUCAGGAACUCGGUCACAUGUAUCAGGUACAUGAAACACCAGAUUCCAACAAUCGUAUUCACUAUUAUUUACCACACCACGCGGUCUUCAAACACACGAGCACUAUUACCAAGCUGCGUGUGGUAUUCGAUGCUUCAUGCAAAACUGAAUCUGGAAGGUCAUUAAACGACGCAUUACUCGUUGGGCCUAUUAUUCAACAGGAUUUAUUUUCAAUCCUGGUUCGUUUUCGCACCUUUAGUUUCGCGAUGACUGCUGACAUUGCCAAAAUGUACAGACAGGUUUUAAUCAAUCCCCAUCAACGAUGUCUUCAGCGUAUUCUUUGGCGGGACACUUCGCAACAUGAGUUGCAGACUUUCGAACUGGCUACUGUAACAUACGGAACCGCUUCGGCGUCUUUCUUAGCAAUACGCUCCUUGCAAAAAUUGGCGCAGGACGGAACAAAUUCGUACCCAUUAGGUUCACAGAUCGUUCUGAGAGAUUUUUAUGUCGACGACAUGUUAACCGGUGCUUCUACUAUCGAGGAGGCGUUAGACAUAAAGAAUCAAGUAACUACUUUGCUUGAGGGCGGUGGCUUUGAGCUGAGAAAAUGGUUCUCAAAUAGCCCUUCAGUAUGCAACGAUGAGAAUUCUUCGGGUAACAAGGAAAUAGCUUCGGGGUCUGAGCAUGACAGAACUCGCACACUCGGAGUAUCUUGGAAUUGUCAACAAGACACCUUUCAUUUUACGAACGUGGUUGAAUAUCGACCCCCCUCAAGACUGACUAAACGCAAUAUCCUAUCAAGGAUCGCUCUGAUAUUUGACCCGUUGGGAUUGUUAGGGCCCACUAUUGUAAUCGGAAAGCUUGUUAUGCAGGAAUUAUGGAUGCUAAGGGUAGACUGGGAUGAGUCAAUUUCCAUGGAACUCGGUACUAAGUGGCAGAAUUAUGAAAAACAAUUGAAAUGCCUGAAUAACCUUGCAAUACCUCGCAAGAUUGUUGUCGAUAGGGCCGGACUCAUUGAGCUGCAUGGUUUCGCAGAUGCCAGCCAACGGGCAUACGGGGCGUGUGUAUAUUUGCGUUCGUCAAUGAACAAUGAUGAAUUCACGGUUCGUUUAAUAGCGUCGAAAUCUCGUGUAGCGCCGGUCAAGGGCCUGUCGAUACCGCGUUUAGAACUUUGCGGGGCUCUCUUACUCGCUCAAUUAGUUACCAAACUGAGGGAAAGCUUGAAUCUUCAAAUUGACACUACAUACUAUUGGACUGAUUCCAGCAUAGUAAUUCAUUGGCUGCGGGGGUCCAGUCGCAAUUGGACAACCUUCGUCGCAAAUCGGGUAGGUCAAAUCCAAUCGUUAACGUCGAUCGAGGACUGGCGUCAUAUAUCAAGCAAGGAGAAUCCGGCGGAUGCGUUAUCGAGGGGUAUCAUGCCCGAGGAGUUGUUACAUUCAAACAUGUGGUGGUAUGGGCCUGAAUGGUUGAAGAGUGUGGAAUCACAUUGGCCUAUUUCCGCUAUAGAUAUCCCAAACGAUAUUCCCGACAGAAGAAGACCCGACAAGACGUUUUCUUUCCAUGUUACUGCAUCUGAUCUUGGAUUGUUUGAAAGGUACUCUAGCUAUGAGAAACUUAUACGGAUAGUUGCAUACUGUCUACGAUUUAUCAACGCUGUUAAACAUAAGCGAGAGAGAUUUAGUCGCGAUUGUUCGAGUGACAGUUUGGUCAAUUCGAUGCCGCCACUUUCUUGCGAAGAAUUGGAAAAUGCCAAAUUAACGCUGGUAAAAAACUUGCAAGAAAGAUUCUUCAACGACGAAAUCAGGGAUAUCUCAAACCGCGGUAAUGUCAGUAGGAGGAGUUCAAUUCUAAGGCUGAAUCCAUUCGUGGACAAAAAGGGAGUUCUGAGGGUUGGAGGCCGUCUGAAAAACGCGAACUUACCUUUCGAUGCGAAGCAUCCUAUUGUAAUACCCGGGCGUCAUGUUUUUACACGACUAAUCGUAAUGCAUGAACAUAAGCGACUAUUACAUGCCGGAGCGCAAAUGACGUUGUCAUCGAUACGGCAGAUGUGGUGGCCAUGCGCGGGGCGUAGCGUCGUGCGUGACGUUAUAAGCAAAUGCGUAACUUGCUUUCGUAAUGCGCCGAAGUCAUCCACUGCCUUAAUGGGAGACUUGCCGGAGUCUCGCGUGAGUGUGUUCGAAAGGCCCUUUGAGAAAUGCGGCGUCGAUUACGCCGGACCUAUGUACUACAAGGAAGGGCAACGUAAAAAUGCUCGGCAAGUCAAAUGUUUUAUAGCCAUUUUUGUGUGCUUUGCAACAAAGGCUACGCACAUCGAACUCGUUGGUGAUCUCACUACCGAAACCUUUCUAAAUGCACUUAAGCGUUUCAUAUCUCGACGCGGUCGCCCUAGCGACAUUUAUUCCGAUAACGGCUUGAACUUUGUGGGCGCAGAGCGCCAACUUAGCGAACUGUAUGCGAUUCUCAAUGAGGACGUUUCGAGACGAAAAAUCAUGGACGCUGCGACCAACGAACGUAUAAAAUGGCACUUCAUUCCCCCAAGGGCACCCCACAUGGGCGGCUUGUGGGAGGCUGCCGUAAAAUCGGCCAAAUUUCAUAUCAAACGUAUCAUGGGUGAGGCAUCCGUGCGAUAUGAGGAAUUCUUAACGUUGUUGGCGCAAGUUGAAGCGGUCCUCAAUUCAAGGCCGCUCACUCCGUUGUCAGCGGAUCCUAAUGAUUUUUCGGCUCUCACGCCCGCACACUUCCUAAUCGGCUGUCCUAUUACCUCGUACCCAGAACCGUCUUUAAUCGAAACUAAUGUUAAUCGGUUAACAAGAAGGCAGCGCAUCGAGCAAUUGCGUCAACACUUCUGGAAGCGGUGGACUAACGAGUACCUACAUAAUUGCCAGCAACGGAACAAAUGGAAUACCGUUGAGGCACCUGUCACCGUGGGUCAACUUGUGAUCAUACAAGAGGACAACCUGCCUCCAUUGGUUUGGGCUUUAGGCCGCAUCCAGGAAGUGUAUCCGGGCAAAGACAAGGCAGUGCGAACAGCACUAGUGCGUACCGCCAAAGGCGUUUAUAAACGCCCAGUUACUAAGCUAUGUAUCCUUCCUAUAGAUUAA
This is a messenger RNA of Vollenhovia emeryi, 5211 nucleotides long. RefSeq lists its product as uncharacterized. Gene Ontology annotation, biological process: DNA integration. The record is from RefSeq and is a predicted model, not a curated record. NCBI's taxonomy places the organism in Eukaryota, Metazoa, Arthropoda, Insecta, Hymenoptera, Formicidae. The transcript has a single exon. Bases 1 to 5211 code for a protein of 1736 amino acids. Gene Ontology annotation, molecular function: nucleic acid binding.